CAGUGACCCCCCGCAUGGCACUUGUCGGGUUAUUGACAUGGAGUGGUAGGCCGCAGCCUCGGGCUGUAGUUACCGCUCCGCCCUAGACUCGCUCCUCCUUCCCCGGGGAGGCUUGGCAUGGAGAAAGGGUGAGGCACAGCAGCCAUGUACUCGCCGCAGCGCCGGGACUUCAUGUCCGUCACCCUUAUCCAGCCGGACGGCGGCAGCGGCGGCUACAACAACAGCAAGAGCUGGAGGCGGAAGUCGUGCUGGCGGAAAUGGAAGCAGCUGUCGAGGUUACAGCGCAGCAUCAUCCUGUUCCUGUGCACCGUGCUGGCCGUGUGCGGGGUCGUGUCCUUCUCCAACCUGGGCGAUCACUGGAAGAGUCUAACGAGCCAGAUAGAAGGGGUUAAUGAGGGCCGGGACAUGCCAGGCAUUAACCCUGCGCAGCCAGCCGUGUUACCAGCCCCCAAAGAAGCAGAUGAUCCGGAUGGCAAGUUACCAAAACCCGCACCACUCCCCCAGCAGAAGCUCAGAAGACCAAAUAAGCGCGGACCUCCAAAUCUACAACCCCCACCGGACAAGGGCCAAAAGCUGGAAGAUAACGAGCAGCGGCCGGAUGAAGCAGACAACAACCAACCAAUCAUAAGCUGGAGAGGAGCGGUGAUAGAACCCGUCCAGACAUUGGCCCCUUCUCCAGUCAAAGCCCCGGAGCCCACGGGGGCCCCACCUCAGGAUGUCCCCGAUCAGAAGGAACCGGUUCCCAUCAGCGAGCGGCAGGAGGCGGUCAUCGAGGCGUUCCGUCACGCGUGGAGCGGGUACAAGCAGUUUGCCUGGGGUCACGACGAGCUGAAGCCGAUUUCCAAAUCCCACAGCGAAUGGUUUGGACUGGGACUCACCCUCAUAGACGCGCUGGACACCAUGUGGAUCCUGGGCCUGAAAGAAGAGUUUCGGGAGGCCCGGGAAUGGGUGGCCACCCAGCUGUCUUUUGAUAAAAACGUUGACGUCAACCUGUUUGAGAGCACCAUCCGGAUCGUGGGAGGGCUGCUGAGCACCUACCACCUGACCCAGGACCCGCUGUUCCUCGAGAAGGCAAGAGACAUCGGCACUCGCCUUCUCCCAGCCUUCAACACCCCGUCCAAAGUGCCUUUCUCCGAUGUCAACAUUGGUAGGGGCACUGCCCACCCUCCGCGCUGGACGUCCGACAGCACCGUGGCCGAAGUGACCAGCGUCCAGUUGGAGUUCCGCGAGCUGUCCCGCUUGACGGGAGAUGAACAGUUCAGGAAAGUGGUGGAUCAGGUCACCCAGCACGUCCACACUCUGCCGGGGAAGCGUGACGGCCUGGUGCCCAUGUUCAUCAAUACCAACAGCGGGCAGUUCAGCCAUCUUGGAGUCUUCACGCUGGGCGCUCGAGCUGACAGCUACUAUGAGUAUUUGCUCAAGCAGUGGAUUCAGAGCGGCAAAAAAGAGACCUCGUUCUUAGAAGAUUACAUCCAGGCCAUUGAAGGCGUCAAGAAAAACCUGCUACGAAAAUCUGAGCCAAACAAACUGACGUUCGUCGGGGAGCUUUCUCAUGGUCACUUCAGCCCCAAAAUGGAUCAUCUCGUCUGCUUCCUGCCGGGGACGUUGGCUUUAGGGGCCCAUAACGGGAUCACCAGUGAUCACAUGGAGAUAGCUGUGGCCCUCAUGGAGACCUGCUAUCAGAUGUACAAGCAGAUGGAGACCGGCUUGAGCCCAGAGAUCUCGCACUUCUUCCUGCACGCUGCAAAGGGGAGUAAGGACAUAGACGUCAAGCCUGCGGACAGACACAACCUCCUGCGGCCGGAGACUGUGGAAAGCCUCUUCUAUCUCUAUCGCUUCACCGGUGACACGAAGUAUCAGGAUUGGGGCUGGGAGAUUCUGCAGAACUUCAACAAGUACACGAGGGUCGAAUCCGGCGGCUACUCGUCCAUCAACAACGUGCAGAGCGCCACCAACCCCGAGCCGCGGGACAAAAUGGAGAGCUUCUUCCUGGGGGAGACCCUAAAAUACCUAUUUCUACUUUUUUCCGACGACGUUGAUUUGCUGAACUUGGACAAGUUUGUCUUCAACACAGAGGCGCACCCGCUGCCGGUCUGGACCUCCUAGCGUGGCGACAACGGCUCUUGUAGGCCUCCUAUAUGAGAACCCAGCGGCCGUCCAUGACAGCCCGUCUGAGCGCUGCCUUGUUUUUCUCUUUAGACGUAAGACCUGCAGGUUCUUGGGUCUUUGUUUCUGCCCGUCGGGGAGGUGUAAAGGGCGAGGCGAGGAGCCGGUCCAGAGGCUGCCGAAAACCAACUCAGGACUAGAAGCCUGGACCUUCUGAUGGUGACCGCCAGAGGCAGCAAACCCAUCCGUCUUGGUUCUAAAUAGGUCCAAAAUUCCCUCCCUGAUUCCCUUCACACAGUCCUAGAGUUUGGUAAUUGUGUUGGGCACGCUCACCGCUCCCUCUUCUUGCACUGAGCAUGCCCAGAACACUCACCCAUAGACCUCAAUGGGCAGUUUUUUUAUUUGGCUUCACGUCCAGGUGCCAGCUGUAAAGCGUAUAUGUCUGGUCAUCGGCGAUCAGACCAUCCAUUGAUCACAAGAAUGGGGGUUCACUUCUACGGAACGGGUGGAGAUAGCCGAACGCCAUACUCGACAGUCCCGUUGAAGUGAAUGGAGCGGUGGUCCCAUGUGCACGCGGGGAAAUUAGCGACUCUUGUGAUCAGGGGGCAUCUCGGGGGUCGGAGCCCCAGACAUCGUACACUUGGGGUGAUGGACACGCUGACUGCCCCAUAAUCUACCGGUAAUUAAAAAAUACAAUCAUAAAUUAAAAACGUAUUGAAAAAUCAGUAUAUUUUACGAUAAAUCAGUAAAAGUAAUUGGUCAUAAAAAAAAAGGUGAGAAAGAUUAAUAAAAAUGUGUCAAUUCUUUUCUGUCACCACUAGGGGGAGUUCUAUGGGAGAGGCGGUGAGCUCCCCCUAGUGGUGGCUGAAGCAGGCACAGUUAUAACUCUAGGGCCGUGUGAAGGGGAUCUGAUCCUUUUUCAUUUUAAUAUUUUAUGAAAUUUUGGACCUUUAAAAAAAAAAAAAAAAAGUAUUUGAUGGGUGGAACUUUAUAUAACUCAGGAAUGACGACGUUUAAGCUGAGGACUGGAUAUUCGUCAGGCCAGGAAGCCGUCCCGCUUGUCUUUACUGGGGAACACUGUGACUAAAUCCCACUAUAGCUGUGACCUGUCUGCUCCGUGUGGCGGGGGAGGGGGGGGGGGGUCAUUUACUUAAAUGCCUGGAACUGGAUGAGGGAUGCUGUCCUAUGCCUUAAAGGGACAGUAGCUCUAAGAACACAGACACCCCCCGCCCCCUACGUCUUGUGAGAAGGGAGAGUGCAAUUGGAGCAACUCCCUCAAAUAUUAUUUUUUUUUGGGGUGGGGGGGUGU
Molecule: messenger RNA, 3415 nt
Organism: Bufo bufo (common toad)
Lineage: Eukaryota; Metazoa; Chordata; Amphibia; Anura; Bufonidae
Gene: MAN1B1
Product: mannosidase alpha class 1B member 1
Exons: 13
Coding region: 145-2106 (653 amino acids)
Biological process (GO): N-glycan processing; carbohydrate metabolic process
Cellular component (GO): membrane; endoplasmic reticulum
Molecular function (GO): mannosyl-oligosaccharide 1,2-alpha-mannosidase activity; calcium ion binding
Source: RefSeq, a predicted model, not a curated record